Molecule: messenger RNA, 1026 nt
Organism: Schistocerca cancellata (South American locust)
Lineage: Eukaryota; Metazoa; Arthropoda; Insecta; Orthoptera; Acrididae
Product: lactosylceramide 1,3-N-acetyl-beta-D-glucosaminyltransferase A-like
Exons: 4
Coding region: 241-1026 (261 amino acids)
Cellular component (GO): membrane
Molecular function (GO): hexosyltransferase activity
Source: RefSeq, a predicted model, not a curated record
CUUUCCGCAACAAAAAUGAAAUUUAUGGUUACACUGAACACAGACGAAGCCACUUUUAAUAGGUUUCAUGCACUUUUUGCAAGAUAGACACUGUAAAACACUAUUUUCGCGAACUUCUAUAUUCAAUACUUCCGCAACUGACGCCGUCUUACCACAAUAGUUUAACUGGGAGGAGCAUACCACAGAGCUGUUGAAGUACCCAAAUAAAUCUUUAAGUGUUCAAACAAAUCUCGGUUUGCUAUGCAAAUGUUGUCAGACAUAGGUGAUAUAAAAAUAAAAAAGCUAGUGUACUAUGCUUACUUUCUCACAAUGUCAUAUGAGAUUAUUUUCUGGGGCAACUCAUCAAGCAAGGAGCAGGUUGAAAAAGAGAGUGUUCAGCACAAAGACAUAAUCCAAGAAGACUUUUUGGACACUUAUUAUAACUUGACAUUAAAAACUGUCAUGUUACUGAAAUGGACUAUUAAAAACUGCCCAUUUGUUCAUUACAUCAUGAAAGCAGAUGAUAACACAUUUAUCAAUAUUGAAAGCCUUGUGCAUUUGCUCCAUUCUAAAGAUACAACUGGUUUAUUGAUGGGUGAUCUUAUUUGUGGUGCACAUCCAGUUUCAGACUUGCACAGAAAAAUGUAUGCUCCAAGUUAUAUGUAUCCUAGAAGAGUCUACCCAAAUUACCUGUCUGGUGCAGGAUAUGUAAUGUCAAAUGAUGUUGUGAAACAAUUGUACACAGCAGCUCUACAGACUCAGCUCUUCCAUCUGGAGGAUGUAUAUGUGACAGGACUGUGUUCCAAAGCAGCUGGUAUUCGUCCACGUGAUCAUCCUGCUUUCACAUAUAGACGUCGUAAAAUUAUUCCUUGUUUGUUGCGUGAUCUUUCAGUUGUCACCAGUCACCACAUGGAAAGUGCUCACCUUCUGGAGAUUUGGCCACGCAUUCAGGACCCAAAUCUUGAUUGCUCAAAGUUCAAUGCAUCACAACUGUGGAGGAGCUGCUCAGAUGACUCUACACCUUCACACCUGCACAUGUACCUGUAA